AUGAGGAAGUCGGCCGUUGAAUACGCUUUGAAUACGCCCUAUGGGGCAACCGCCAAGUACCGCAAUCUAUCGAGCUGCGGGUUGGUGAUAUUGGAGCAGCAACCUUAUGGACUGGCAGCUCAUGACAUCGCACCCGACCGGGGUGCUUCUGCGUGGACGGCUGCGUCCAGCAGCCAGGCAACUGUUGACCUCGGUUAUGAAGUCCACCAGGCUAUCUCCUUCAACGAGACCACUGGCAUCCUCAACUUCACCAAUAUCCGCUAUGCCCAGGCUCCCAUAGGUUCUCUCCGCUUUCGCGCACCGCAGCCUUCGACUGGACGCAAUCCCGAAAUCCAACUUGGCGAGCAAGGUCGCAUUUGCCCACAGGCAAUGCCUGAGUGGUUCGAUAUCACGCAACAAUUCGUUUCAGCAUACGCCGCAGGCAACCAGUCAACUUUCAACUAUACCAAUGCCGAAGAAAUAGCGCGUACCAUCCGGGAACAGAGGGAGUGGCCCGCUCCGUGGGCUAACCCAAACAACCACACGACUGAGGAUUGCCUCUUCCUGGAUGUUGUUGUUCCCAAGAAAGUGUUCGACAGCGCCAAGAAUGGUACGUCUGCGACUGGGUACAAAGGGGUGCCUGUUCUAGUAUGGAUUCACGGAGGCGCAUACGCUAUUGGGAAUAAGAUAUACGACAACAGUGCCGACCCGACCGGCCUCAUUCGAUCUAGUCAGGCCGACUGCAGUCCCGGCAUUAUCUACGUGAGCAUGAACUACCGACUAGGAGCACUUGGAUGGCUUGCUGGGCCAUCAUUGCAAGCUUCUGGUGGAGUGUCAAACGCUGGUCUCCAGGACCAGAGGCUCGCCCUGGAAUGGGUCCAAAAACAUAUCCACUUGUUUGGAGGGGACCCUGAGCAGGUGACCGUCAUGGGAGGAUCUGCGGGAGGAGGAAGCAUCUUGCAUCAUAUCACGGCAUACGGAGGGUUGAAACCUGCCCCUUUUGCGAGGGCAAUUCCCCUGUCGGCCGGUUGGAUCCCCGUCACCUCUCAGUAUGAGCAAGAGAACUCCACGAACAGUUUCCUGCAAUUUCUCAACGUCAGUACUGUUGAGGAGGCACAGAAUUCAUCAACGGAGGAAGUCAUCUUGGCCAACGCUAAGGCAGUCGGUUCGUCCAAAUGGAUUUCAACAACCUUUGGUCCUGUCAUUGACGGAGGUCUCGUGCCGGCAUUGCCCGGAAUUUCUCUGCUCAAGGGCGAGUUUGAUCACAACGUCUCAAUUAUGACGGGCCACGCCGCCAACGAGGGCGCAAACUUCUCCCCACCCUUCGUCGAAACCAACGACCAAAUGGCCGCGAUGCUCCGCGAUGCAUGGCCCAAGAUAGAGGAGCCUGCCGUCAGCUACAUUGUCGACGAACUCUACCCGGAACCGGGUGUCAAUCGCACCAUGCUCUAUGUUGCCGAGUUGGGGUUCGCAUGCAACGUCAACUAUCUGGCUCGGGCAUUUGGGAACAAGACCUACAACUACGAGUUCCGAGUACACCCAGGUGUUCAUGGUUCUGACUUCCCUUACGCUUUCUACAAUGGUCCAGAUGAGGUGGAAGGAGGUAUUUAUGUCGGCAGUCUUGGGCCUGUCAUUGUCAAUGUCGCUCGUACGCUGCAGGGCUACAUUGUCAACUUCGUUAAGUCCGGUAACCCCAACGGGGUUGGCCUCCCCGAGUUCCCAGUCUCGGGCGCUAACGCAGGAAUGCUGGCAUUCAACAACAGCGGCGUCAGUGUUGUUGGCGACACGACGGCUAACGAAAGAGGCUUGGCUACGGUGAUCCUAUUCGCUAUACUCGCCGCCACCCAACGCCAGGCUUCACUCUCCCUCCCGUGCCCUUCUACGAUACCCUCACUACCUGUCCGAUGUGUGGCUUGGCACUCCUGCUCCCACACUCUUUUGCCCACGCUCUUUUACACCGCCAAGAUGAAGUUGGCUUCAAGCCCUAUCGGCCUCACGUUGUUGGCGAUAUCAACGAUCUGCGUCCAAACCGCCUGGGCUCAAUGCUUUGGUAGCGACACGUUGUGUGCUGUUCGAAAUGGGGCCACGCCAUACUGCGUCAACAACAAUUGCGUUGCAUGCCGUACCAGCCAGAACUGUCGAGUUCCAGGUGACACUAACACUUGUCGUGCAUGCACCGCCAACACCGAAUGCUCCACUGAUGGAUCUAAAGUCUGUUCCCUUGCUGGAAUCUGCGCACCGCCUUGUACCAGUGACACUCAAUGUGCCGGCGGUGCCAACGGACAACCGGUACAGGGUGGCGGCUCGAUCUGCCGCGACGGACGCUGUUCUCCUUGCACCUCGAACUCCGACUGCAACACCUCAACUGCCGGCCCCACCUGCGACACUGCUUCCGGCCGAUGUGGUCUUUGCAAUACAAUCGCCGGGAAUGCUGGCUGUACUGGCUCACCGGGUCUUCCGGUCUGCAACCAAAACACCGGCCAGUGCGGUCCUUGUACUUCGGCCGCAGAUUGUGCCGGCUCGUCAAUCGGUCCAAACUGCAACGCUGGCACCGGUGCUUGUUUCCGUUGCACGAGUGGCACCGAUUGUGCUAAUUCACCUACCGGUCCGGUCUGCGGAUUCGAUGGCACUUGUCAGCCUUGCAACAGCAACGGUGCUUGUACCAACUCACCAAACGGUCCGACCUGUGUCGUUCGCACCGGUCUUUGUGGCCGGUGUACCAGCAAUGCUGAUUGUACCGGCAACCAGUCGGGCACUACAUGCUCCGGUGGGAAUUGUGGCUUUGCUUGCACCAGCAACCAACAGUGUGCUGCUCUUGCUCCCGCUGCCGGUCCGGCCUGCGAUACUGACAAUGGCCUUUGUCGGGCUUGUACUCAGAACUCUGAAUGCGUUGGUAACCCUACCGGCACAAUCUGCGGCAAAGCUGGUGAUCCGGUCGGAGUCGUCGUUGGUCAAUGUAAUCAAGAAUGUUGCCAGGAAGGCCUUGGUCAAUGUGACAACAACCCAAUGGGACCUUACUGCGCCAAGAACGCUGCUGGUUCUUUUGAAUGCGGUCCAGCUCCCGCGGGUCCAGCUCCCCCGACAACGACAUCGACAACUGGAACCACAACUGCAGCCUCCACCAGCUCAUCAACCGCCGUAUCAACGAGUCAAGCAGCUGCUGGUUCUUCUACAAUAUCGACGAACCCGGCUGCUGCCUCGUCCUCAUCCUCUCAACCAUCAACAAUUCCAGCAGCCUCCACAGGCCCUGCAGCCGGUACUUCGGGUAGCACUUCAACAGGCCAAGCUGUUGGCAGCAGCUCUUCAACUACUCUGUUUCCUUCCAACAGUGGCGUUGCAUCCACAUUGGCUCCAGUUGCAUCUAGCUCAGUCGGCUCUUCGUCGCUGGCCAACUCGAUCCCUCCCGGUUCUUCUUCCCCAGCCAAUUCAGUUUCUCCCGGCUCUUCAUCUUCGGCCAAUCCCAUUCCACCUGGUUCUUCUUCCCCGGCAAACUCAGUCUCCCCCGGUUCUUCAUCUUCAGCCAACCCAGUCCCUCCCGGCUCCUCAUCUGCAGCCAACCCAGUCCCUUCCGGUUCUUCAAAUAACCCAGGUCCUACUGGGUCUUCGUCCAUGGCCAACUCAGCCGUUCCCAGUGGCUCUUCAACCCCGACGGGCUCUACUCCGACAGACACGUCCGAGUUCACUUUCACGCUCGGCGAACCCACCGACACUUCCACUGACGCUUCCACCGCCACGUCUGACCCAGUCCUUCCCAGUGACUCUGCAACCCUAACUGACUCUAGCUCUACCGGCUCGUCUGAGUUCACGCUCACAUCCACGUCCGGCGAAUCCACUGCCACUGCCACUGCUACUUCCACCGCCACACCCAACCCCCCUAUUCUCACUGUCGAAGGCAACACCUUAAGCAAUCUCGGCUGCUUCGGAUCUCCGUCUGGCUACCCAGGCUUCAACCUGACGCUGACCUCCGCGCUGAUGACUCUUGAGCUCUGCGCUGCUACUUGUCCCACCACCAUACAGUACGCAGGUGUCGUAGGAACCGACUGCUACUGCGGAAACGUCGUCGACAGCACCAACGAGGUCAGUGUUCCCGAGACCCAGUGCGACACUCCCUGCCCUGGCAACCCCGACCAGCGCUGCGGUCAUGCCGUUACUCCCUCCGGGUCUCGUCAUAAGCGUCAGCUUCUAUCGGUUGAGAUCCGCCUGACCAUCUUCGCCCGUGUCGUUGGCGGCAUCUCCAGCACUAGCUCUGGCGCCUCUGGUACUGCUACCAUCUCUGGAUCUAGCACCGCUGGUGUCAAUGCAAGCACCGUUACCGCCACCUUCACAACCACAGCCGUCAUUACUGUCGGAACCGCUGUCGUCAGCGGUGUUCAGACUAUCACGACCACAUACUGCCCGUUGUGCCAGGACUGUAGCGGCCCCUUCUGCUACAAGCCAAGCCCUUGCGUUAGUGGCAUGUGUUUCGGCCAGCCCUGCAUCGAUGGUGACUGCUGGAAGAGGUUCAUCUCUUACGGCGGCUACUGUGGUUAUGACUCUGGUUGCUCUGGUUCUCAAUGCCAGCGUCGUCUUGUCUGCUACGAAGGCGUCUGGUUCCCAGACGUCUGUGACGGAUACGACUGCGGGCGCAAGAUUGUCUGCACUAACGGCCAGUGCGAGUACGCUACUCCGGGAAGCAAGCAUUAUGAUGAGGUAGUUGUCUGUUACGGAAACAACUGCGAGGUCCAAAAGUGCAGCGGAGACGCCUGCAACCAGAAGUACGUCUGCAAAGAUGGCUCCUGCGGGUUCCAGUCUGGCUCUGCAUCUGAGGCCGGUCAGAAGUACGUCUGGAAUGGCAGCACCGGCAACUACACUCUCGACGAGGGUUGCAAGAGCAAUUGCCGUCAGCCUCUGGCCCCCGUCCCUGUUGGUCCCUCUCCGGGGCCCGGUGGUGCUCCUUCUCAACCUACUGCCGGUGGUGCGGCUCAGCCAGGUCAAUCUGGUGUUCCUCAACCCGGUCAGCCUGGUUCUCCCCAGCCUCCCGCUAGUGGGCUUCCUCAGCCUUCCACCGGCAAUACUCCUACCGGAGGCGCCCCUGCCGGAGAUGCCUCGACUGAAGGUGCUCCGGCUGGGAGUGCUCCGGCUGGAAGUGCUCCGGCCGGUGGUCCUAAUGCUCAGCCUCCUUCAGAUGCCGGUGGUGCUUCCCAGCCUCAGUCCCCCCCUGGUGGUUCUCCUCAGUCGCCCUCUGGUGCCGGUGGUGCUCCCCAGCCCCAGCCUUCCGUUGGUGGUGCGCCCCUUGCCGGCGGUGCUCCUCACUCUCCUCCGUCCGGCGCCGGGGGUGCUUCUCAACCUCAGCCCCCCGCCGGUGGUGCCUCCGCAGGAGUUACGCCCGUCAGCCCUUCUGUGGUGACCACUGCUACGGCUGGCAAGCUUGUUGCUGGCUUUGGUGCCCUUGUUAUGGGUGUGCUCGUUCAUGCCAUCAUCUUUUGA
This is a messenger RNA of Colletotrichum gloeosporioides, 5445 nucleotides long. Its product is annotated as Carboxylesterase patB. The record is from RefSeq and is a predicted model, not a curated record. The transcript has 8 exons. NCBI's taxonomy places the organism in Eukaryota, Fungi, Ascomycota, Sordariomycetes, Glomerellales, Glomerellaceae. Bases 1 to 5445 code for a protein of 1814 amino acids.